ACCCGCCGCCAUUUUGAGCCGCGCCGCGUAGUGGCGGCGGCGCCGCUCGGCCGCCUCGAAACACCUCAAAACUCCUCAAAACAGCCCUAAAAUAUCCCUAAAAUGGCCCCGAACGCACCCAGACGCCGAGCUGGGGGAGGUGCGGGGCUGCGCGUGGGGAGGAGCGGGCCGGGCAGGCCGGGUCGGCGGGCUGAGGCCUGAGGCCUGCAGUGGCUGUGAGGAGCGGCCCCUGAGGGCAGCGCUGCAAGGACCUGCAGGUCCUGCAGAUAGAAAGCGAAGAGCCACGAAGCUCCCAACAGGGCGGCGAACAGCACGAAUACCAGCGGGCCCAGAGCGUGCUGCGGGGGGCGCAGGGAAGGCCAUCCCCACCACGAAGUUCCCGGCCCAAUUGGCAGCUCCAGCCAAGGCCACGGCUGCAGGUCGGGGUCCCUGAGGGAAGAGCUCUGCCGCCAGGAACCACGGGAUGGGACCGGGGCCCAACUCAAAGAAGGUGACAAAGAGGAAAACCCCCAGCAGGCUGACAGCGCCCGCGCCCGGGGAGUCCUGGAAUGACAAUGAUGACAACCGUGACGAUGAUGAUGAAGAUGAUGAUGAAGAUGACGAUGAGGAUGACGAUGAUGAAGGUGACAAUGACAGUAACAGCAAUAAGGACAACAAUGAGGACAAUAACAACGACGACGGCAAUGGGGACGACCACAACAACGACGAUGAUGGUGGUGGUGGUGAUGAAGAUGACAAUGCCAGCAAUGGUGAUGAGGAGGAUGAUGAAGAUGAUGAGGAGGAUGAUGAAGAUGAUGAUGAUGAUGACGAUGAUGAUGACAGCAAUGAGGACAACAAUGAGAACAAUAACAAUGACAACGACAACGAGGAUGACCACAGCGAUGACCGUAACCGUGACGACGAUGACGACGAUGAUGAUGAAGAUGAAGAUGAUGAGGAUGAGGAUGAUGAAGAUGAUGAUGAUGAUGAAGAUAAUGAGGAUGAAGAUGACAAUGACAGUAACAGCACUGAGGACAACAAUGAGGACAAUAACAACAACGACAGCAAUGGGGACGACCACAACAAUGAUGAUGAUGGUGGUGGUGGUGAUGAAGAUGACAAUGCCAGCAAUGGUGAUGAGGAGGAUGAUGAAGAUGAUGAGGAGGAUGAUGAAGAUGAUGAUGAUGAUGACGAUGAUGAUGACAGCAAUGAGGACAACAAUGAGAACAAUAACAAUGACAACGACAACGAGGAUGACCACAGCGAUGACCGUAACCGUGACGACGAUGACGACGAUGACGAUGAAGAUGAAGAUGGUGAGGAUGAGGAUGAUGAAGAGGAUGAUGAAGAUGAUGAUGAUGAGGAUGAAGAUGACCAUGACAGUAACAGCAAUGAGGACAACAAUGAGGACAAUAACAAUGACGACGGCAAUGGGGACGACCACAACAAUGAUGAUGAUGAUGGUGGUGGUGAUGAAGAUGACAAUGCCAGCAAUGAUGGAGAUGAUGAAGAUGAUGAAGAUGAAGAUGAUGACGAUGAUGAUGACAGCAAUGAGGACAACAAUGAGAACAAUAACGAUGACAACGACAACGAGGAUGACCACAGCGAUGACCGUAACCGUGACAACGAUGACGAUGAUGACGAUGAAGAUGAAGAUGAUGAGGAUGAUGAUGAUGAAGAUGAUGAGGAUGAAGAUGACAAUGACAGUAACAGCACUGAGGACAACGCUGAGGACAAUAACAGUGACGACGGCAAUGGGGACGACCACAACAAUGACGAUGAUGAUGGUGGUGGUGAUGAAGAUGACAAUGCCAGCAAUGAUGAAGAUGAUGAAGAUGAUGAAGAUGAAGAUGACGAUGAUGAUGACAGCAAUGAGGACAACAAUGAGGACAAUAACAAUGACAAUGACAACGAGGAUGACCACAGCGAUGACCGUAACCGUGACGACGAUGACGACGAUGAUGAUGAAGAUGAAGAUGAUGAGGAUGAGGAUGAUGAAGAUGAUGAUGAUGAUGAAGAUAAUGAGGAUGAAGAUGACAAUGACAGUAACAGCACUGAGGACAACAAUGAGGACAAUAACAACAACGACAGCAAUGGGGACGACCACAACAAUGAUGAUGAUGGUGGUGGUGGUGAUGAAGAUGACAAUGCCAGCAAUGAUGAAGAUGAUGAAGAUGAUGAAGAUGAAGAUGAUGACGAUGAUGACAGCAAUGAGGACAACAAUGAGAACAAUAACAAUGACAACGACAACGAGGAUGACCACAGCGAUGACCGUAACCGUGACACCGAUGACGACGAUGAGGAUGAAGAUGAAGAUGCUGAAGGCGCUGAGUGCGUACCAUGCAUGGCAGCCCCACGGCGCUCUCUCCCCAGGAGGAAUCGGGGGCUCUCAGGGCAGCGCGGCAGCAGCAGAGCCUGCAGGGCCGCCGGGCACAGCCCCAAUCCCAGCAGCAGCGGCCAGCGCCGCGCCGUCCCCAGCAGGGCUCCCAGGCCCAGCACCUGCGAGGGGAGACGGGAAUCCUGUCCUGUGGGGCGGAAUCCCAGCCUACGUGCCCUAAAGCCAUCCUAUGGGGGCAUAAUCCCAUCCUAUGGGGGUGGAAUCCCAUCCUAUGGGGUCAUAAUCCCAUCCUAUGGGGUCAUAAUCCCAUCCUAUGGGGGCGUAAUCCCAUCCUAUGGGGGCAUAAUCCCAUCCUAUGGGGGCAUAAUCCCAUGCUAUGAAGUCAUAAUCCCAUCCUAUGGGGCGGAAUCCCAGCCUACAUGCCAUAAAGCCAUCGUAUGGGGGCAUAAUACCAUCCUAUGGGGGUGUAAUCCCAUCCUAUGGGGUCAUAAUCCCAUCCUAUGGGGGCGUAAUCCCAUCCUAUGGGGGCAUAAUCCCAUCAUAUGGGGUGGAAUCCCAGCCUACGUGCCCUAAAGCCAUCCUAUGGGGGCAUAAUCCCAUGCUAUGAGGUCAUAAUCCCAUCCUAUGGGGCGGAAUCCCAGCCUACGUGCCAUAAAGCCAUCCUAUGGGGGCAUAAUCCCAUCCUAUGGGGGUGGAAUCCCAUCCUAUGGGGGCAUAAUCCCAUCCUAUGGGGUCAUAAUCCCAUCCUAUGGGGGCAUAAUCCCAUCAUAUGGGGGUGGAAUCCCAGCCUAUGUGCCAUAAAGUCAUCCUAUGGGGGCAUAAUCCCAUCCUAUGGGGGUGGAAUCCCAGCCUACGUGCCAUAAAGCCAUCCUAUGGGGGCAUAAUCCCAUCCUAUGGGGGCAUAAUCCCAUCCUACGGACGUGUAAUCCCAACCUAUGUCCCAUACAGCCAUCCUAUGGGGGCGUAAUCCCAUCCUAUGGGGUGGAAUCCCAGCCUACGUGCCAUAAGGCCAUCCUAGGGAGCAUAAUCCCAUCCUAUGGGGUCAUAAUCCCAUCCUAUGGGGCAUAAUGCCAUCCUGUAGGGGCGUACUCCCAUCCUAUGGGGGUGUAAUCCCUUCCUGCGGGGGUGUAAUCCCGUUCUAUGGGGUCAUAAUCCCAUCCUAUGGGGGUGGAAUCCCAUCCUAUGGGGUCAAAAUGGGUGAUUUUUGGUUAAAUGGGGGAUAUUUGGGGUGAAAAUGGGUGAUUUUGGGGUUAAAUGGGGGAUUUGGGGGUUGAAAA
Molecule: messenger RNA, 3594 nt
Organism: Gallus gallus (chicken)
Lineage: Eukaryota; Metazoa; Chordata; Aves; Galliformes; Phasianidae
Exons: 4
Coding region: 464-2890 (808 amino acids)
Source: RefSeq, a predicted model, not a curated record